Molecule: messenger RNA, 1974 nt
Organism: Penicillium cosmopolitanum
Lineage: Eukaryota; Fungi; Ascomycota; Eurotiomycetes; Eurotiales; Aspergillaceae
Product: Hsp70 family protein
Exons: 9
Coding region: 1-1974 (657 amino acids)
Source: RefSeq, a predicted model, not a curated record
AUGCCUUCUAAGACUCCCAAGGCCAGCAAGGCUAGUCAAUCCCCUGGUGAAUCUCCGGGUCCUGUCAAGACUCCAGGACGUCGAUCUACUCGUCGAUCUGCCCUCUCCAACCCGGCCCGGUCUCCAGCGUUCCCAUCGACCCACAAGAUCAUCGUCGGUAUUGACUUUGGUACCACAUUUACUGGUGCGAGCUAUGUGAGCUCCCAGAGCUCUGAAAUCAGCGAUAUCAUUGUCAUCGGCAGAUGGCCCGGUCCAACACGGGACACGGACUAUGUCCUCAAGACCCCCACUCGGAUUGCAUACGCCGAAAAGAAUCCCCAGAUUCAGAAAGAUCUAUGGGGCUUCCAGGUUGAGCCUGGGAUGAAGGCAUCUUCCUGGUUCAAACUCCAACUCGAUGAAAGCACCUCCUCGCCCGAAUACGAAGACUCUACACUGGAACAUGCCAGCCAAACUGGCAUCAUGCAGAUACCCUAUGGCAAGACUGGCGUCGAUGUUACCGCUGACUACCUGUCUGGAGUCUACCAAUGCGUCCUCAAUGUGAUCGGCAAACAAAUUACGCCUGAAGCUCUCCACAUGACGCCGUUGGAAUUCUGGUUCACAGUUCCGGCUAUCUGGUCUGAUAGUGGGCGAAACUUAACCCUCGAAGCUGCUCGUCGUGCAGGGUUCGCAAAGGACAAUUUGCGACCCUAUGACACCAUCAAUUUGAUUCUUGAACCCGAGGCUGCUGCCAUCACGGCUUUGAUGAAGAGCUCCGGUACUGGACUGGGAGCGAAUAUCAAGCCUGGAGAAGGUGUUCUGAUCUGUGAUUGUGGGGGUGGAACAGUGGUGAGUUUACAGGCCGAUCCGUCAAUGAAUGGUGAGACACUGAUUGCCCAGGACAUCACAACAUACCUAGUCACCCAGAAACAGCCCAAUCUGGCCUUUGAAGAGCUCUGCGUUGGGACUGGCGCCAAAUGUGGAUCAACUGCCAUAGAUCGCAAAUUUUACCAGCUAAUGUCCACACGGUUCGGCAGUGCAUUUGACAAGCUUCCUAUGAAGCUUAAGGGCCCUGGCAGUGACUUCAUGAGCGCAUUCGAGACGAUCAAGAGAAACUUCGGGCCGUCCGACAACAAGACUUCCUACCAGCUUCCACUGAAUAUGAAAAUCCACAAGGCCAAUCCGCGAUACUUUGACGAAGAUGAGCGUUUGGUUUUUAUCUCAAAGGAGACCCUUAUCUCUCUCUUUGACCCAGUCGUGAAGAAUAUCCUCGGUCUGGUUCGCCAACAAAUCAAAGAUGCUCGCAAAGAGGAGGGGAAGGACAUCAUCAAGCAAAUCAUUCUUGUCGGUGGUUUCGGUGACUCCGAGCAUCUUUUCGAUGCCUUCGAGAAGGAGUUCGGUUCCAAGAAGAUUAAAAUCACUGUUCCUGACAACCCGCAAGCGGCCAUUGUUCAAGGUGCUGCCCUCCGCGGCAUUCAAAGUCUUCGUUCUACCACCAGACGGUGUCGGCGAAAUUACGGAUACGAAUGCUGGCGACCAUUCCGCGAGGGCGUCGACAGUGAGUCCAAUUCUUUUAUUCACCCAGUGACAAGCGAAAAGAUCGCUUAUGGUUAUGUGGAAUGGUUCAUCAAGAAGGGCGAAAAGUACCAUGAGAAUGAGGCUCGCUCUAUAGCAGUGGAUGUUGACCUGCAGGAGGGUGCAAUGGAAAGGACCGAUCCACUUCUCGCCUGCGAUCUCAAGAAUCCACCGGAAAGAGCCGAUUCGGAUGAUAUCUACGAAGUCGGGCUCAUUACCAGCGACUUUGAGGACGCAGAUCUCUCGAAGUUUAGAUCUAACGUCCAAAAUGGCAGCCGACACUACCUCAGCAGCGGAUACAGUCUUGAGAUCACGUUCGGAGCACAGGAGGGUAUCUUGAAGUUCCAAGGAAUCUGCGAUGGAAAGUCAAUCGGGCACAGCCAGAUUGAUUAUACCAAAUUCAAGGUCGAACGAGGGGCUUGA